GUGUUUCUUCCAGUAAAACCCACGAUUACAGUGACAAGCGGCAGCUCAGCAUUAAGACACGGACAAACAAGAUCAGAGAAUCAAAUUCUUCCACACUGAAAAGUCUUUUCAGCUGAAACAAGCAAAAUUGUUUCAGUGGGAGGGAUGUAGAGCGGCUCCGGCUCAGGUUUCUGCUCCCGCUCGGGGAAAUUCUGGUGUGGGUCUGUUUGGGUUCAGUGGACUUCAAUGUGCCUGGUUGGAUGCUUCUCUCCCUGUUGUUGGACUGACAGCUCACAUCUGUGGAGUCACCAUGGCGAGUCACCGAGAGGAUCUGCAGCUCCAGAUCACCAUUCUUCUGGUCUCCCUCCUCAGUGCAGCAUCAGGUCAGUCCGACAGCAGCAGCAGCAGCGUUGUGGUGGCUGGGUACAACUUGAGUGCUCCUGUUAGCUCCAGUGUGGUGCUCCAGUGUGUGAGUGGUCGCAUGGUGUGGACCCGAGACAGGGUCCGGGACAGACAGCGGGUGGUCCACUGGGACUUGUACCGUGCCCGUCAUGGCUACGGCAUGGAGAGAGUGCUGGACAUGUUCUCGGCUGGAGACCAAAGGAUCUAUAACUCGUACAACCUGGACAGGGUGGGACUGAACCCCAGCGCCUUCAAGGAUGGGAACUUCUCCCUGCUCAUCAAAGACGUCACCGUGAAUGAUGCGGGUCUGUACUCGUGCAACCUCCACCAUCUCUACUGUCACCUGUACGAGACGGUCAGAGUUCAGCUCAACAUCACCAAGUCACGUCGUAAAGAGCAGCGGUACUGGGACGGCCAGAAGGCUGUGUACGUGGUGCUGCUGGGCAGUACUGUGGUGCUGCCCUGUGUCAACAGAAGAAAGGUCUGGACCGACUGGACUCGCGAGGAGGAGGAGCAGCAGGUGGUCCACUGGGACCGGCAGUCACCCGGAGCCCUGCACGACCGUGCUGACCGACUGGUCGACCUCUACGCAUCUGGAGAGCAGAGAAGUUACGGACCUGCGUUCCUCCAGAGGAAGAUGAACAUCAGCGGCACGGCCUUCUCCGAGGGAGACUUCUCACUCACCAUCUCCAACCUGCAGCCGUCCGACCAGGGGGUGUACUCCUGCCAUCUUCAUCAUCACUACUGUGGCCUGCAUGAGCGAAGAGAGUUCCUGCUCUCAGUGGAACCACGAGUGGUUCAGACCACCCUGCCACCCAAAGCUCUGCCCAGCGAGGCUAAAGAAACCCCGAAACCUGAUAAGCCCUCUGUCAUCAACGUGGUCCUGCCUGACCACAGACACAGCUUCCUUCUGCCGCUGGGCUAUGUCCUCACCGUCUUCCUUCUGCUAGCCUUCACCAUCCUCACCAUCAUCCUGGUAUCACGCAGACGUGGAGCCCAAGAGGUCCAGCCGCAGGCGUCCAUCAGAAGUCACAGCAGCUCCGAGGGGUUCCAGUUGGAUGAGCCACACCUAGCGACCUUGGAGCUGGAGGAGACCACCUUUGACUACAAGAACAACCUGCUGAAGGAGACGAGUGGAUUCAGCUUGACGGCCAUCGACCUGGAUAAAGAGCUGCAGAGGUUUUCCAAGUGACGCUGGCUGGACCAGAGACAUCUGGAAGAGUCUUCUCAACCAAAGCCAUUCAUCUCUUUCACUCCAGCUCUGGAUUCACACUGCGGUGGAGGAGAAACCUGAUGGUCAAGCGAGUCAAACUCACUUCACUUGACUUCAGGCGAUUUUAGAAGAGAAGACCAGCCAUAUUGACCACUCAAACAAGACUCAUCAUGUGACAAUAUCCCAGUGAUUAACCCCCACCAAACAUGCCAACUCAUUAGCUACUCUAUACUCUCGCCACUCGCCGUCUGCAUCUCCUCCUCACAUUACGACAGUUUGACUCAGACUUUAAUCCAAAGGACUUUAAUGCAUUGAUGAUCACCUGUCAGCUGUUGUGAGUGUGGUCCUGAUAUGUUUUUACCCAA
This is a messenger RNA of Synchiropus splendidus (mandarinfish), 1959 nucleotides long. RefSeq names its product matrix remodeling-associated protein 8-like. The coding region runs from base 290 to 1573 and encodes 427 amino acids. Gene Ontology annotation, biological process: establishment of glial blood-brain barrier; cell adhesion. The transcript has 12 exons. The record is from RefSeq and is a predicted model, not a curated record. Lineage: Eukaryota; Metazoa; Chordata; Actinopteri; Syngnathiformes; Callionymidae. Gene Ontology annotation, cellular component: membrane; cell surface.